Molecule: messenger RNA, 2745 nt
Organism: Dreissena polymorpha
Lineage: Eukaryota; Metazoa; Mollusca; Bivalvia; Myida; Dreissenidae
Exons: 3
Coding region: 96-1571 (491 amino acids)
Source: RefSeq, a predicted model, not a curated record
CAAAGUAUUAUAUUAGUUGAUUUAAGCCACCAGCGGGAGAGGUGUACUUUAAUGAGUAUAGAUUUCUAAAGAAUAUUUAUAAUAAAGUGAACAAGAUGGCUACGUUUUCUCAGUCAACUGUGGGUAAAGGCUCUGAUUCUUUUACAGACUUUUCCUGUUCGCCGUGUCUAGAAAUCAAAAUUGACCAGUGGGCCGAGUUUUACUGUGAUAACUGUGUAAAAUUUUAUUGUGAAAAAUGCAUAAACCUGCAUGGUCAGUUGUUUGGAAAACAUGUGACAUAUGGAAGGGGAGAGACAAGUAAGUGGCCAGUGUGCAAGGAAGUGGAGGAUUUCAUUCAGAAAUGUGACCUUCAUGAAGACAAACGGCUAGAGAUGUUUUGUAAUGACCACAGUCAGCUGUGCUGCACUAAUUUUGCUUUUGUCAAUCACAGACAAUGUGCUAAAGUAGCGCUUAUAUCUGAGUCAGUACAAGGACCUCUGCCAGACUUGCAACAACUAUCAAGAAAUAUUCAAACUGUUCUUGAAGAUCUGGAGAAACUUCAGAAUUAUUGGGAUACCAAUAUGCAGUCUUUGCAGGUUUCAUACAGCAAACAAUUAAAUGAAAUACGGGACACACGCCAGAAAAUAAUUACAAUUUUAGACAACAUUGAACAAAAUACCAUAAAAGAGCUAGAAGAUAAGAUGACAAGUCUGAAAGCUUCGAUCAAGACUAAUGUGGACAAUUGCAGCAAGCUUAAAAAUGAACUGAAACGACUCAGUGACACAAUUCAUGACAUUGUUGAUAAGGGAAAAGCAGAACUCUCGUUUAUGGCAAGUAAGAAAUGUCUGAAAAAAAUUAAUCAGUCUGAAACUUAUCUGACAGAGAACUUAGUUCAGGUAGAAAGUUCACUGACAUUCCAAGCUGACAGUGAAGUUCAACAGCAAUUGUCUAAAUUGUCCGGUCUGGGGAGGAUUGUGGUAUGUUCUCAGGCUGUACCUCUGCCUGGUGCCCCAAUCAAGGUAUUCACUGUGCAAGGAAAGUCAGCGUAUGAUGUGAGCAUAGCAGGUGAUGUAAACAAGAGAUUCAAUAUAAGUGGCAUCUGUUGUCUCUCAAAUGAUCAGAUCCUAAUCGCAGAAACUGAUAAUAAAAGAGUUAAGCUACUAGAUCAUCAAUACCAGGUGGUGGGACAUUGUGAUUUAAAGGCUUGUCCAAUGGACAUGUGUCCAAUCACCUCAAGUGAAGUAGCUGUUGUUGUGAAUGAAUGCAAUAAGACACAUGAGGUUCAGUUUGUCUCAGUGAAUGAUGGGCAGCUGGUUAAGGGCAGGAAGUUACAGUUUCAACAUGAAUGUAAGGGUAUUGCUCACAAUCUGCAAGACCUGUAUAUCACUUCUGGUACUGCACUUUACAAGUAUUCAAUGAGUGGACACCUGCUUAAUAAGCUGUAUGAGGAUUCAUCAGCUAUGCUCACAGUAACUAAGUGUGCAGUGAGUCCGUCAGGUGACAAGAUAUUAGUCACCAACUUUCCCACAGCAAGGUUCUCACCCUGGACAGAGAUGGCACAGCUCUCCACACCUUUACCGACCCAGACCUGAAAUAUCCAGCAGGUAUACAUAUGACUGCCCUGGGACAGGUGCUGGUCUGUGGAACAAUUUCCAACACUGUCCUACAGCUUGAUGGUGAAGGCAAGAAGAAGCUGGCAACUCUUGUUACCAGGAGUGAUAAAAUUAAUUUGCCAGUGUCAGUCUCCUACAACAGGAACACAGCAUCCAUCAUUGUGGGUCAAACAAUGAGUACAAACAUUCUUGUGAUUAAAGUAAAAUAGUUUUGUUUCACAAGAUUCAGUACAAUAUUUUAGAAACAUGUACUUUUCACAUGAAGCUUGCCAACACCAAACUCAGAUUAAGUGUUAUGUUUCAUCUCAUGAUUCACCUGGGUGAUUUAUUUUGAUGCUUAGUAAUUUCAGAUCAUUAUUAGGUUUUAUUGCUGUAUUCUCUCUGAAUGAUUUAAUGUGUCUUGUUCUGAGAAAACUGGGCAUAAUGCAUGUGCGUAAAGUGUCGUCCCAGAUUAGCCUGUGCAGUCAGCACAGGCUAAUCAGGGAUGACAAUUUCUGCUUAAACUAGAUUUUCGGUAAAAAGGGACUUCCUUUAAACGGAAAAUACCAUUUAAGCGGAAAGUGUCGUCCCUGUGCCGACUGCACAGGCUAAUCUGGGACGACACUUUACGCACUUGCAUUUUGAUCAGUUUUCACAGAACAAGACACAUUAUGCUUUAUUGCUGUAUUCUCUCUGAAUGAUUUAAUGUGUAGCCACAAAAUAUGAAAGCAUACUAUCAUUUGUGUCUCAGAAUCAAUUGCAUUGCUCUCAUGCAUAUGUUUCGUUUGAAUUGUAUAUAAUCUGCGUAUUGUUGCUAACUUAAUAUAUAUCUUGGAUAUGGCAAAUAUGUAUAUACAUGCUUUACUUGUUGUCAUUUGUGAUUCUCUACAAUUGUUUUGUGUGAUUAUUAUGUAUAGUAAAAUGAACUGUAGUGUGCAAUUUAGAAGAGUUAUUACUUUUUCAUUUAAUUCAUUAACUAUUAUGAUGUGUUCUGUUUAAAGAAAUAUUGAAUUUCCUAUAGUAAUAAUUAAUAUUUUGUACAGAUUUCUUCUAUCAACGGUUGUAGACUUUAUUUUUGUUUAUGACAAUUAUACAUGUAUUUAAGUAUUUUAAUUAUGUUAUUUUUCCUUUACUUUUCCCAAUGUUUUGCGAAAUAAAGCACUAUUCAUGAACA